AAGUAUAUUAUAUGUGACCGCAGAUCUCAUUCAGUAUUUUUCAAGACAUCGGACCGAUUUACUAAGCAGAAUCUUUCCACAUAGGUAGCCACAUAUAUCCAAGGAGUUUAAAUUUAAAGUGAAUAAUGACUUCAAUAAAGUUAAUAUCGUUCGAGGAAGAACUGAAGAAGAAUCCCGAAUUAAAAGAGUCAGAUAUACAAAUAUUGAGAGAAUGGUGCGAAAAGCAACCUCAUCUGCCCAAAAUAUCAAACAGCGAAUUAGCAUUGUUCUUGCAUAGUAAUUAUUAUCGACUCGAACCGACGAAAACUACUAUCGACACCUUUUUCACAGUCAGGACUCAUGUACCUGAGUUUUUCUCUAAUCGAGAUCCUAUUAACAACAAAGAGCUCAAAAAAGCAACUGAAACGGUAACAGACCAAAUUUUGGAAGGAACUACUAGCGAAGGCUAUAAAAUCCUUUAUGGAAGACUUCUAGAUAUUGAACCAUCGCAUUUUGUUUACAACGAUGUAUUGAAAUUAUUUAAUAUGGUACUCGAUCUAUGGCUCUAUACGGAAGGUACUUGCAAUGGCCAUAUAUUAUUAAUUGAUAUGAAAAACAUUUCUUUUGGACACGUCGGCCGUUUAAGUCCUAUGGGCCUAAAAAAAUUUCUCUAUUAUUUACAAGAAGGAUUGCCUGUCAGAUUAAAAGGCAUGCAUUUCAUGAAUGCUUCACCAGUAGUAGAUGUUAUUUUGAAUAUGAUGAGACCUUUCAUGAAAAAACAGCUCUUGGAUAUGUUUCAUAUGCAUACUACAAGCGACACUCUGACGAAAUUCGUGCCGCUAGAAGUUCUUCCGAACGAAGCAGGUGGUCAAGCUGGUCCUAUACAGGAGCUACAUAGUAAGCAAAUGAAAAAAUUAGAAGAUCACAUUGCUUGGUUCCAAGAGGAUGAAUCUAAUCAUCGCGUCAAUGAAUCGUUACGACCGGGUAAAGCAAAGACAGCAACGGAUUUAUUUGGCGUUGAAGGAAGUUUUAAGAAGCUCGAGAUUGACUGAUUGAAUUAAUAAUCAGAUCUUUUGCAACAAUGCGCGAUGUAUUUAUAUUAGUUUUAUUUUUAGAAUAUUAUAAUAAUACCGUUUUCGAAAAUAAAACUAAGUAAAUCUGUUUCACAUAUGUUAAAAUUAAGGCUUGGUGUUAACAUUACGUUAACAUUAAACAAAAUGGUUGGAUAAAACAGGGUAGUAUCAGUUAAGUACGAUAAUUCUUAUGCAAACCAAUACGGUUAACAAAACAACUUUAUUAAUAAUUAACCCGCUUACAUGUUUCGGCUCACUUUUAAGUCAUCCUCAAUAUGAUGUUGUACUUACAAUUUUUUUUUUCAAACUAAUUCAUUUCAAUGAGCCACCUCUACCUAUUCAC
Messenger RNA from Trachymyrmex septentrionalis, 1395 nucleotides. Its product is annotated as alpha-tocopherol transfer protein-like. Gene Ontology annotation, molecular function: phosphatidylinositol bisphosphate binding. The transcript has 4 exons. Gene Ontology annotation, cellular component: membrane. The coding region runs from base 126 to 1031 and encodes 301 amino acids. NCBI's taxonomy places the organism in Eukaryota, Metazoa, Arthropoda, Insecta, Hymenoptera, Formicidae. The record is from RefSeq and is a predicted model, not a curated record.